Orycteropus afer afer is the source of this 1071-nucleotide messenger RNA. RefSeq names its product pleckstrin 2 (gene PLEK2). Gene Ontology annotation, cellular component: plasma membrane. The coding region runs from base 1 to 1071 and encodes 356 amino acids. The transcript has 9 exons. NCBI's taxonomy places the organism in Eukaryota, Metazoa, Chordata, Mammalia, Tubulidentata, Orycteropodidae. The record is from RefSeq and is a predicted model, not a curated record. Gene Ontology annotation, biological process: actin cytoskeleton organization; intracellular signal transduction.
AUGGAGGACGGCGAGGGCGGCGUGCUCAAAGAGGGCUUCCUCGUCAAGAGGGGUCACAUUGUCCACAACUGGAAGGCGCGAUGGUUCAUUCUCCGGCAGAACACGCUGCUAUACUACAAGCUUGAGGGGGGCCGGAGAGCGACUCCUCCCAAGGGCCGCAUCCUCCUAGAUGGCUGUACCAUCACCUGCCCCUGCCUGGAGUAUGAAAACCGGCCUCUACUCAUUAAGCUGAAGACUCAAACAUCCACAGAAUACUUCUUGGAGGCCUGUUCUCGAGAAGAGAGGGAUGCCUGGGCCUUUGAGAUAACGGGGGCUAUUCACGCUGGGCAGCCAGGGAAGGUUCAGCAGCUCCACAUUCUGAAGAACUCCUUCAAGCUGCCCCCUCACAUCAGCCUGCAUCGCAUCGUGGACAAAAUGCAUGACAGUGGCAGUGGGAUCAGGCCGAGCCCCAACAUGGAGCAGGGAAGUACCUACAAAAAGACCUUCAUAGGCUCCUCCCUGGUGGACUGGCUCAUCUCCAACAGCUUUGCAGCCAGCCGUCUGGAGGCAGUGACUUUGGCCUCCAUGCUCAUGGAGGAGAAUUUCCUCAGGCCAGUAGGCGUUCGGAGCAUAGGAGCCAUUCGCUCUGGAGAUCUGGCCGAGCAGUUCCUGGAUGACUCCACAGCCCUGUACACUUUUGCUGAGAGUUACAAGAAGAAGAUAAGCUCCAAGGAAGAAAUCAACCUCAGCACUGUGGAGUUAAGUGGCACAGUGGUAAAACAAGGCUAUCUGGCCAAGCAGGGGCACAAGAGGAAAAACUGGAAGGUGCGGCGCUUUGUUCUGAGGAAGGACCCAGCGUUCCUGCAUUACUACGACCCUUCCAAGGAAGAUAACAGGCCGGUUGGUGGAUUUUCUCUUCGUGGUUCACUCAUAUCUGCUUUGGAGGAUAAUGGCGUUCCCACUGGAGUUAAAGGGAAUGUCCAGGGAAAUCUCUUUAAAGUGAUUACUAAGGAUGACACACACUACUACAUUCAGGCCAGCAGCAAGGCUGAGCGAACAGAGUGGAUUGAAGCUAUCAAACAGCUAACGUGA